AUGUACUACGGCUUUGUGUCACAAUAUAACCGAGUAUCGCAUAGUAUACUGGUCAUAACUGGCACAUCAAAGCUGCAGUGGGGUCGUUGUGGAGGCGCUCAAGCUGGAGUCAAUCUCGUCCCGGCCCACCAGGUGACGGGCAAGGCGGUGGAGCUGGACUGUAACUACGACCUGGAAGGGGAACCGCUGUACUCUGUCACUUGGUAUAGAGGCAGGGACGAAUUCUACCGCUACACGCCAGGGGAUAGAAACCCCAUUGAUAUCUUCGAGCUGCCGGGAGUGGCUGUAGAUACCUCCCUGAGCGACCAGAGGAAGGUGACGCUGCGGCCAGUCAGCCUCCUCUCCUCCGGCAAGUACCGCUGCGAGGUCUCCGCCGACGCCCCUUCCUUCCACACCGAGUCCAGGAGCGCCGAGAUGCUGGUGGUGGACCUGCCUGACCACGUACCCACCAUCACGGGAGGGCGGCCCAAGUAUCGUGUAGGAGACGAGGUGCACGUCAAUUGUACCUCUCUGCGCUCCCGCCCCGCCGUCCUCAUGUGGUACAUCAAUGACAAGCAGGCCGCAAUGGAGAAUCUGGUGGAGUACACGCCGGUGAAUGACUCGGACGGCCUUGAGACCUCCCGCCUCGGCCUUCGCUUCGUGGUGGGCCCGAGGCACUUCCAUUCAGGAGAGCUGCGUCUUAAGUGCACCGCCACCAUCGCCGCCGUGUACUGGCAGAGCUCCGAGGAGUCAGCGGAGGGGCAGCUGCAGCAGACGGGCUCAGUCCUGGAAAGUAAAGGUAUCUACGCAGGCGGGAGCAGCCAUACGUGGGUGUCCAUCCUGUUAGUGUUCCUCUCCCAGGCUGCACACCUGCUCGCCCACCUGUGCACCUCCUCUGAAGCAAUUCUCCGUCACUAGCGCAAUGACCUCCCUUAUCUGAGCUUCAGGUCAUCGCGCCGGGAACUCUCCCAAGUGUCAGAUGGUGGUCAGCAGUGCAGGGGACACAUACAGCAGUAUGGACAGCGUUCCUCUUCAGAUUGUGCUCAAGCUCUUAAUGAUGACUAGACGUAGCAGCCUCACACUGCCGUCACAAUCACCACCUGCGAGACUUUGCAUUACUUCUCUUGGUGUCACAAGAGUGGUGAGAAUCUUUUAAUGAUAGUGUUAAGUUUUAUACAUAUUAUAGAACUGCCAGUGCCAUUGUCCUUGUCCUACUCUUGAUAGGCAACGACAUGGAGCUGCCUGGCCAUCAGUGUCCUCAGUCCUCACCCCUCACCUCCAUCCUACCUCCUCUCACCUCCUUCACUCCUCCGACCAUCCAUCCCUCCAUCCCUCCAUCCCUCCAUCUCUUCUCUAUCCUGUCACCUGCAGCAAUGGUAUGAGCCAGUGGAAAAUGUCUAUAUUAGAUCUUCAUGUUCGGAAAAAUAUAUUGUAUGCGUAUAAGUGGUAUAAUUACGUAUGUUUAACUAUUUCUUUAUAUA
Messenger RNA from Portunus trituberculatus (swimming crab), 1460 nucleotides. RefSeq lists its product as uncharacterized. The record is from RefSeq and is a predicted model, not a curated record. NCBI's taxonomy places the organism in Eukaryota, Metazoa, Arthropoda, Malacostraca, Decapoda, Portunidae.